Molecule: messenger RNA, 1752 nt
Organism: Phaeoacremonium minimum UCRPA7
Lineage: Eukaryota; Fungi; Ascomycota; Sordariomycetes; Togniniales; Togniniaceae
Product: putative mfs multidrug transporter protein
Exons: 4
Coding region: 1-1752 (583 amino acids)
Biological process (GO): transmembrane transport
Molecular function (GO): transmembrane transporter activity
Source: RefSeq, a predicted model, not a curated record
AUGUCAGGCGUGCUAGACCCCAAGGACCGGGGCAAUGAGUCGGACACUGGUGUGUCGACUUCUCAGGAGGAGGGAGUUGGUGUCGGUAUCACAGAUGCCGGCAAGGUCGAGAUCGUCAACGACAAGCCGGUAUUCAAACCCACGAGAGAGUUCUUCCUAGCCUUCAUUGCUCUCUGCACAGUUGCUCUCGCCAUUGCCUUCGAUGCCACUUCGCUCUCCGUCGCGCUACCCACCAUUAGCUCUGCGAUUGGUGGCACAGCACUCCAAGCCUUCUGGUCGGGUACCAGUUUCCUUCUCGCAAGUACAGUGCUACAGCCCACAGUGGCAUCUCUGAGUAACAUUUUCGGUCGCAAAUACUUGAUCUAUGUCACCUCUGCGCUUUUUGCUGCUGGCUCGCUCGUUGCGGCUCUCGCUAACAACUUUACGGUAAUCUUGGUGGGCCGAACUAUCCAGGGUGUUGGCGGCGGUGGUCUGCUUGCGCUCACAGAAGUUGUUGUCACCGAUCUUGUUCCACUCGCAUUCCGAGGCCAAUGGUUCAGUUUGUUGAGCGCCAUGUGGUCUAUUGGGACUGUGACCGGGCCCCUGAUCGGAGCUGGUUUUGCGGAGAAUAUCUCGUGGAGAUGGAUCUUCUACAUCAACUUGCCUGUCAUCGGUCUUGGCAUCAUCUUUGUCAUUCUAUUCCUCCACCAGGCCAAGAUCCCUGGCCAUAUUCUCGAGAAGCUCGGCCGCUUUGACUGGUUUGGGUCGUUCCUCUUCACUGCCAGCUCGACUGCGUUCUUAUUCGGACUAACAACGGGUGGUGUCAUGUACGAAUGGGACUCUUGGAGAGUGCUCCUCCCUUUGCUGAUUGGUGUUGCUGGCAUUGUGGUCUUUGGAUGGUACGAAGUCAGGAUCGCAACUGAGCCCAUCAUCUCCAGGGGUAUCUUCACGAACUGGGACAUGAUCAUCACGUACGUGAUGACAGUCUUCCACGGCAUGAUUCUCUGGUCGUUGCUGUACUUCCUCACCCUGUACUACCAAGGCGUCAAGUUCUAUUCGCCAAUCACUUCAUCUGUCGCUGUUCUCCCCGAGACGCUCACCGUCGCACCAGCUGGUAUGGCUGUUGGCAUCAUCGCCGGGAUCACAGGCCACUAUCGGUGGUCGCUCUGGAUCGGUUGGGUGCUUACAACUCUUGGAGGCGGCCUUCUCCUGCUGCUCAAGCCUGACACCAGCGUCGCUGCAUGGAUCUGGCUCAACGUUCCGAUUGGUAUGGGUACAGGCAUGCUUUUCCCUGCCAUGGCUUUGUCGAUCCAGGCUGCCUGCGAGCCAGCCCUGAACGGACAAGCCGCGGCAUUCUACAGCUUCCUGCGAACGUUCGGACAAUCGGUCGGCGUGGCCAUCUCGGGCGUCAUCUUCCAGAACGUGUUCAAGCGCAAGCUGCAGGACCUCCCCGCCUUCGCCGGGCUGGCGGACCAAUACAGCCAGGAGGCAACGCUCGUCGUCGAGAUCAUCAAGCAGAUGCCCAAGGGUGCCGAUAAGGACGACCUGGUGACAGCAUACAACGAGAGCCUGCGGACCAUCUGGAUCAGCCUGCUCGCCUUUGCCGCCUUCGGGCUGCUGCUGAGCGUGCUCAUCAAGGGGUACAGUCUCAACCAGGAGCACGUCACGAACCAGGGGCUGGUGCAGCAGGAUCGCAGCAAGAACCCGACGGCUGAGGCUGCGGCUGAGGCCGAGAAGAACAAGGAUAAGGACGUCGAGGCCGGUACUGCCUAA